This is a messenger RNA of Musa acuminata AAA Group (dessert banana), 1816 nucleotides long. Its product is annotated as probable carboxylesterase 16. The record is from RefSeq and is a predicted model, not a curated record. The coding region runs from base 289 to 1524 and encodes 411 amino acids. Lineage: Eukaryota; Viridiplantae; Streptophyta; Magnoliopsida; Zingiberales; Musaceae. The transcript is spliced from 2 exons. Gene Ontology annotation, molecular function: hydrolase activity.
CCCAAUUCCUCCGCAAUCUCUCUUCCCCUUUCCUCUCUCUCUCUCUCUCUCUCUCUCUCUCUCUCUCAAAAUUCGGCCAUCGGCAGCCUCAAAACCCACCCAUAACGAACAACGAGGGAUCGAAGCAAACCUGAUCCAAAUCCACCCACCUCCUCUCUCUCUCUCGCUCUCUCUCAGAUCUAUCCGACGCGCUACCUAAUCAUUGGUAUCCCUAAUUCCUUGUCCAACAACCAAAUAAUACAUGCUCUGUAGAGAGCGGAUUCCAGCGUCGGAGAUCGGUGGGUAGCGAUGCCGAGCGUGUCGGUGAAGGUCUACAGCGUCUUCUUCAAGCUACUGCUCAAGCACAAGCUCCAAACCCUCCUGCAGCAGUCGGCGACGGGUGGCACGGAGGCCUCCUUCGGCGUCGCUUCCCGCCCGGACGAGUCUGCCGCCCCCUCUAACCCUUCCUUCGGCCCCGACGGGGUUGCCACCAAGGACAUCCACGUCGACCCCCUCAGCUCCCUCUCCCUCCGCCUCUUCCUCCCCGACUCCUCCCUCGCCCCCUGCAAUGGCCACGUCGAAAACGGCGGGGCCUACGGGGGCUAUCUGCCGCCCGUGUCGCCGCCGGACGCCUGCCGCGGGUCCCACGCCGGGUCUCCUCGGAAGUUGCCUGUGAUCCUGCAGUUCCACGGGGGCGCGUUCGUCGGCGGGAGCAAUACGUCCACGGCCAACGAUUUCUUCUGCAGGAGGAUCGCCAAGCUGUUGGAUGCGAUCGUGAUCGCUGUGGGGUAUCGGUUGGCGCCGGAGAGCCGGUACCCUGCCGCUUUUGAGGAUGGAUUCAAGGUGCUGAAUUGGUUGGGGAAGCAGGCGAAUCUGGCGGAGUGCAGCAAGUCGAUGGAGAGCACGAAGGCUGGUGGCCUUGGGGAUGCGAGCAGGUCACAGAUUGUCGAUUCUUUCGGUGCAUCUUCCGUCGAGCCUUGGUUAGCAGCUCAUGGUGAUCCUUCCAGAUGUGUUCUUCUUGGUGUGAGCUGUGGUGCUAAUAUUGCUGAUUUUGUGGCUCGAAAGGCAGUCGAGGCUGGAAAACUUAUAGAUCCUGUUAAGGUUGUUGCCCAGGUUCUGAUGUAUCCUUUCUUCACUGGAAGCAUCGCUACCCAUUCAGAAAUCAAACUAGCAAAUACUUAUUUCUACGACAAGUCGCUGUGCGUACUUGCUUGGAAGCUGUUCUUACCUGAGAGGGAAUUUAGUUUAGAUCAUCCAGCUGCAAACCCCCUUGUGCCUGGCAGGGGACCACCACUGAAAUGCAUGCCGCCAACCCUUACAGUAGUUGCGGAACAUGACUGGAUGCGGGACCAAGCAAUUGCAUAUUCCGAGGAGCUGCGGAAGGUGAAUGUUGAUGCACCAGUCCUGGAAUACAAGGAUUCAGUUCAUGAGUUUGCCACACUUGACAUGCUCCUCAAGACACCUCAAGCACAGGCCUGUGCCGACGAUAUUGCCAUAUGGGUGAAGAAGUAUAUAUCGAUCCGCGGACAUGAAUUCUCAUACUAGAGAUACAGCAGUUUGUAUAGUAGUUAAAUGGGAAGGGCAUUUUUGCGUUUUGCUUCACCAGGCUGUAUGCUUUUAGAUGAAUCAGAUGAUCAGGUUUGAUGAGUUUAAAUGCUUUUGCUGUCUUUGUUUUCUUGUAUGUUGGAACAUGCAAGCGGUUGGGUCGGUAAUUGUCACUUUGUUCCCCUUUGAUAUCAUUCUUUUAUUCCUUUGUGUUUUCUGUAACAUAUUUAGUUAUUAAUACUGUACAUCAACCAGUAUGAUGGUAAAAAAAUUCUUCAAAGCCCUUUUCUCA